AUGGCGGUAGGAGGAAUGCCGGCAGCAAAGGUGCUGGCAGGAGAGGUGCAGGUAGGAGGAAUGCCGGCAGGAGGAACGCCGGCCGCAGAGGAAGGGGCAGAAGGGGCCCGGGCAGGCGAGCGCGGCCGCGGGGACGCGCCGGGAGGCGGCCCCGGGCGGAGCCGGAGCCGGUGGCGGGGCCGGGCCCGGGGGCGGAGCGGGCGGCCGGGGGCCACCAUUGGCUGUCGCUAUGCGGGGCCGCGGCGGGCGGCCGGCGGCGAGGCGGGCACGGCGGGCGCGGCGGGCGGCGGGCAGGCCAUCGUCUGGCGCAACGUGGUGCUCAUGGGGCUGCUGCACCUGGGCGCCGUCUACGCGCUCAGCCUGGUGCCGCGGGCGCAGAUCCUCACCCUGCUCUGGGCAUAUUUCUGCUUCCUGAUGACGGCUCUGGGCGUGACGGCUGGUGCACAUCGCCUGUGGAGCCAUCGUUCCUACAAAGCCAAGCUGCCUUUGAGGAUCUUUCUGGCUGCAGCUAACUCCAUGGCUUUCCAGAACGACAUCUACGAGUGGAGCCGCGACCACCGCGUGCACCACAAGUACUCGGAGACGGACGCGGACCCGCACAACGCCCGCCGCGGCUUCUUCUUCUCCCACAUCGGCUGGCUGUUCGUGCGCAAGCACCGGGACGUCAUAGAGAAGGGCAGGAAGCUGGAUUUCACUGACCUGCUGGAUGACCCUGUUGUCAGGUUCCAAAGAAAGUAUUACAAGAGUUCGGUCGUGCUGAUGUGCUUUGUGAUCCCCACCUUUGUGCCGUGGUACCUCUGGGGCGAGAGCCUGUGGAACGCCUACUUCCUCGCCUCCAUCCUGCGGUACACCAUCUCCCUCAACGUCACCUGGCUGGUGAACAGCGCCGCCCACAUGUACGGCAACCGCCCCUACGACAAGUACAUCAACCCCCGGCAGAACACCCUGGUCACGCUGGGAGCCAUUGGUGAGGGUUUCCACAACUACCACCACACCUUCCCAUUUGACUACUCAGCCAGUGAGCUGGGCCUGAAGUUCAACCCCACCACCUGGUUCAUUGACUUCAUGUUUUGGCUGGGGUUGGUCACUGACCGCAAGCAGGCUCCGAAGGAGAUGAUCCAGGCUCGCAAAGAAAGGACCGGAGAUGGCAGUGCCUGAAAAGUAACGCUUUGCUGUGCCAGCGCUGCUGUACGCGUGGGUGGGUGGGUGUGAGUGCAACCCCGUGCCUGUGGUGGAUUUACCUCUUGGUAAAAUUACUUUUUUUCAGAUCAAUUGGGCUGAAUUAAUACCACAGGAACAGAUUCAGCCACAGCUUUUUUUUUUUUUUUCCUUAUUAGCUGUCUUAUGUCCAAACUUUAAGACUAUUAAAUGUAAAAAUGUUACAUAUUAUUUAAUAUUGCAGUUAAACAGGAGAGAGAUUUGAUUUUAGUCACUGUAGUUCAUGUCUGAGAUUCGUUGUAAUUUGCUUGUUCAUGGUAAAUGUUGGCAGGUUGAAGGAACUAACUGUCCUUUCCAAGUGCAGUUAGGAGAGGUUUUUGUUUCUACUGUUAAUCAAAUAUGCUUUUGAGACGCAUCUUUCGAGGGUUUGGGGCAGGGCCCGAUGUGCUGUGUCAGCUAAAUACUAAUGGAAAGGACAGUAACAGCACCGAUGACAAAACAGUAUGUCUAAGGGGAAAAAUCACCCCAAAUUUAGUUAAAUGUUAGUUUGAAAACCUGCUUUCUUCUUUUUGUUAGCCCUGUUAGCCAGCCCAGUGCACUGCUGUCUUUGCUAAAUAUGAAAAACAUUUAUUGCUGAGCAGGCUUUUGUGUUAAAAAUUAGUCUCUAUACAGGCCAAAAUACCAACUGAUGCUAUAUUGAGAUGAAUCCUUUGUUGUCACAUAUACAUUGUAAUUGUAAAUGUAUAGAGCUCAACCAUGUCUUAAGCCAAAUAAAGCUUCGGUUUCAAUGUUUGGAGACCUAAGUUGUAUUCUAAUCAGUCAUGGCCAUCAAUGCAUGCAUAUUUUAGCUCCUUUUUGCACAAGAGGCCUCUUAAUUUCUUUUUCUGCCUUUGACUAGCGGGUCUUAGAAAACUGACCUUUAUCUAAGUCAGAGUCUGUACUAAUAUUUCAGCUGCAUGCAACAUCCAUUGGUUUCUGAGCAAAAUAUAAAGACAGUUAUGUAGCUUCUGAAUUUUAACAGUUGCCUUGCUUAACAAGAAAAAAAAAAAGAAAAAAAGAAAAAAAAAGGAAAAAAGUAUUAAAAAAGAAAAAAAAAGGCAUGUGGAUUUAAUGGGACAUGUAGCCCUUUGUGUUAGAUGUUAGCCAGUGCAGGAGAGAGGCUUUGUACUGUCAGCACUGGAGCACUUUUGAAGAUAGAGGGCAUGAUUUUCAUUUAUAAGGAAGGUCACUGCCUUGCCCCUUGGAGAGGGAGUGCCUGUUUCCCAGCCACACGGCCUCAUGCCCUGGGCAAGGCAGAGAUCUUGAGAUAACUGAGACUCAGGCCCAGAUAUUUUCAGGAAAGAUGCAAAAGUGGGGGGGGAAAAUAAAAUGGUUUCUUUUUCGUUCUGUUUCUUGUUUCUUAAAUGAUGCCAUAUAAUAUAAAAGAGUUGUCUUUAUUCUGUCUUUCAUCCAGCAGGUGUUUUAAAAGUGUUAUUUUGUCAUUAAUGAUGUGUAAACUCUUGAGUGAUUUACAAUAAACAGUUACGAGUUA
Corapipo altera (White-ruffed manakin) is the source of this 2689-nucleotide messenger RNA. RefSeq names its product stearoyl-CoA desaturase 5 (gene SCD5). The transcript is spliced from 6 exons. The record is from RefSeq and is a predicted model, not a curated record. Gene Ontology annotation, biological process: lipid metabolic process. The coding region runs from base 1 to 1158 and encodes 385 amino acids. NCBI's taxonomy places the organism in Eukaryota, Metazoa, Chordata, Aves, Passeriformes, Pipridae. Gene Ontology annotation, molecular function: oxidoreductase activity, acting on paired donors, with oxidation of a pair of donors resulting in the reduction of molecular oxygen to two molecules of water.